AUGGGGGGAAUGCUUGAGGCAACAUUUAGCUUUCUAAAGCUGUGCAUUAGAGACUUGUUGGUCAUCCGAGAAAUCAGUGGGUUAAUCCUUCAUAGAGACGAUAAGCUGUGCAAUCUCUUGGAGUGGAGAGGUUUAAAGGUUGUCUACAGAAGAUACGAGGGUCUCUUUUUUUGCAUGUGCAUUGAUCCUGACGAUAAUGAACUGGAGACUCUUGAAGUAAUUCAUCAAUAUGUGGAGAUUUUGGACCUGUGCUUUGGCAACGUUUGUGAGGUGGACAUCAUAUAUAACUUUUAUGAGGCCUACUAUAUCUUGGAUGAGCUUGUGAUCGCUGGUGAAGUUCAAGAGUCCAACAGGAUGACAAAUUUAUGGCGGGUAUUAGCGCAGGCUGCAAAAGAAGAGGCAAGUUCAAUAAGCAACAUAAUCUCCCAAGCCACAAAAUGA
Syzygium oleosum is the source of this 441-nucleotide messenger RNA. Its product is annotated as AP-1 complex subunit sigma-1-like. Lineage: Eukaryota; Viridiplantae; Streptophyta; Magnoliopsida; Myrtales; Myrtaceae. Gene Ontology annotation, biological process: protein transport; vesicle-mediated transport. The transcript is spliced from 6 exons. Gene Ontology annotation, cellular component: intracellular membrane-bounded organelle. Bases 1 to 441 code for a protein of 146 amino acids. The record is from RefSeq and is a predicted model, not a curated record.